Messenger RNA from Spizellomyces punctatus DAOM BR117, 1028 nucleotides. RefSeq lists its product as uncharacterized. The coding region runs from base 47 to 913 and encodes 288 amino acids. The transcript has a single exon. NCBI's taxonomy places the organism in Eukaryota, Fungi, Chytridiomycota, Chytridiomycetes, Spizellomycetales, Spizellomycetaceae. The record is from RefSeq and is a predicted model, not a curated record.
AGGGUGUGUGCUGCAUUCAAUCAACUUUGAGGUUGGCCAUUGGUGAAUGGGGUCCUCCGCAUUCAUCAAUAGAAAUCUUCAAAAGUCCGCCAUUCUUAGAGCACAUUCCUGGCUAUCGCUUAAUCUUCCGCCUUCCGUCACAAAAAUCAUCAGAAUGGGCUGCGGCACCUCCACCCAACGACAAAACUACCCGGCGCAACCAGUGGCCGUACCCACAGCAAUUCCCGCCCAUCCCACGGAGUCAGACCCCGCUAAACCUGGUGGUCCAAAAGCAGGAUCUGCGGUUGUUUUGGAUAAACAGGCCACCGCAAGUGCCCCAGACAUCAAAGCGGAUGCUGCCGGAGAUGGCGCAACCGAUAGACAAGCACUUGAGUUGGCCACUAGUCAGCCAGAGACAGAGGUGGCAGGCGAGAACAUGCAAACAGGGAACAACGUCCAAGACCAAAGCAAGCACGGAUCUGUUGCUGCGCUAAACCAACAGCACGUACCUUCGGCAUCCACCAAUGCUCUCGACUCAGCGAAGAGCAAAGCCGCAUCUACCAACGCGUUGGACAAAACCGCCUCCGUCACUAAAUCCGCCGCUGCCCUCAGUAGCGCUGGAGGCCAAGGGAAGACUGGUUCUACUGUAGCAUUAAAUAAGAGCGCGAAGGGGUCCAUUCCAGCCUUGACCGAACAACAUGUCCCGGCCCAGAAAUCCAUGCCGGCGUUGAACUCCCACACUAAUUCGGAAGUCGCAGGUGUUGCAAGCGCAAGCGGCAUGAGCGAAGUAGCAGUAGCAAGUAUUGAAUCGAAGUCGAGGCAAGACAUAGCGAUGGGUGCAACUGGCACUACUGAGCAACAGGGCGUUGCCAUCACCGUUGCCCAGAGCGGGGAGGUAGGUACGAGUACGGGUGGAGAAGAGAAAGGAAUCUAAGUAUCAGUGCGAUUGUGCAAACUUACGAAGAUUGUGGGAUGCAAAAGACUUGGAAGCUGGGGAAUAUAAGUGUUGCAAUAUAAAAAAAACAGUGAAAUGAUGCCUUUGUUCAAUA